Molecule: messenger RNA, 4738 nt
Organism: Pangasianodon hypophthalmus (striped catfish)
Lineage: Eukaryota; Metazoa; Chordata; Actinopteri; Siluriformes; Pangasiidae
Gene: trim9
Product: tripartite motif containing 9
Exons: 11
Coding region: 77-2269 (730 amino acids)
Molecular function (GO): zinc ion binding; protein binding
Source: RefSeq, a predicted model, not a curated record
UAAGGCAAUCAGUGGUGCUUGUGGGUGAACGGAGAUUUUUUUUUCUCUUCCGCUGCUAACAAAGCUAAAUCUGAAGAUGGAAGAAAUGGAAGAGGAGCUGAAGUGCCCUGUGUGUGGCUCUUUUUUCCGCGAGCCGAUCAUCUUGCCGUGCUCGCACAACAUUUGCCUGGCCUGCGCUCGGAACAUCUUGGUGCAGACGCCGGACGCUGAGUCUCCGCAGGGCGGCCGCGCUUCCGGCUCAGCGCCGUCCGAUUAUGACUACCUGGACCUGGAUAAGAUGAGCCUGUACAGUGAGUCGGACAGCGGCUACGGGUCUUACGGCGGCUUCGCGAGCGCACCCACCACCCCUUGCCAGAAGUCACCUAAUGGAGUGCGUGUGUUCCCGCCCGCUGCUGUUCCCCCGCAGCAACCUCAGCACCAGCUGCUCCCGCAGCCCAUGGGCACACCGCCGAUUCCACGCAACGCCUGUCUGACGUGCCCGCAAUGCCACCGCAGCCUGACCCUGGACGAGCGUGGCCUGCGCGGUUUCCCCAAAAACCGGGUGCUCGAAGCCGUAGUGGACCGCUACCAACAGAGCAAGGCGGCAGCUCUGCGCUGCCAGCUGUGCGAGAAAAGCCCACGGGAAGCCACAGCUAUGUGCGAGCAGUGCGACGUGUUUUAUUGCGACCCGUGCCGCCUGCGCUGCCACCCGCCGCGAGGUCCGCUCGCCAAACACCGCCUCGUACCUCCGGCGCAGGGACGCAUCAGCCGGCGCGCCAGCCCGCGCAAAACCUCCACCUGCACCGAGCAUGAACUGGAGAACCUCAGUAUGUACUGUGUGCAGUGCAAGACACCUGUGUGCUACCAGUGCCUCGAGGAAGGCAAACAUUCCACGCAUGAAGUCAAGGCACUCGGGGCCAUGUGGAAGCUGCACAAGGGGCAGCUCUCUCAGGCACUGAACAUCCUGUCUGAUCGAGCCACUGAGGCCAAAGAGUUUCUUGUUCAGCUCAGAAACAUGGUGCAGCACAUACAGGAGAAUGGAGUUGAAUUUGAAGCGUGCUUGGUGGCUCAAUGUGACGCGCUGAUUGAUGCUCUGAACCGCCGGAAAGCUCAGUUACUGGCCAGAGUGACCAAAGAGCACGAGCACAAACUCAUGGUGGUACGUGAUCAGAUCUCUCACUGCACUGUGAAGUUGCGGCAGACGACGGGGUUGAUGGAAUAUUGUCUUGAGGUCAUCAAAGAAAAUGACCCCAGCGGCUUCCUGCAGAUCUCUGAUGCACUGAUUCGUAGGGUGCAUAUGACUGAGAGUCAGUGGGGUAAGGGCACACUCACGCCACGUAUGACCAGUGAUUUUGACCUGACACUGGAUAGCAGCCCAUUACUACAAACCAUCCACCAGCUUGACUUCGUACAGAUGAAGGUACCUGCAGCUCCAAUCCUGCAGCUGGAGGAGUGUUGUAGUCAGACCAACAGUGCCACUCUGUCAUGGAAACAGCCUCCUCUCUCCACCAUCGCUGUGGAUGGCUACAUACUGGAGCUGGAUGAUGGCAAUGGAGGGCAAUUCAGAGAAGUGUACGUUGGCCCUGAGACGAUCUGCACAGUGGACGGACUUCACUUCAACAGCACGUAUAAAUCUCGUGUUAAAGCCUUUAACUCCAGUGGAGUGGGGCAGUACAGCAAAACACUCGUCAUGCAGACCUCCGAGACUGGACUUGCCUCAUGUGAUAUUAACACUCUAGCUACAGUUGCCUGGUUUACCUUUGACCCUGCAUCUGCCCAUCCGGACAUCAUACUGUCUAAUGACAACCUCACAGUCACGUGUAAUAGUUAUGACGAUCGUGUUGUCAUGGGCAACACGCCCUUCUCCCGUGGUGUGCAUUACUGGGAAAUGACCAUAGAUCGCUAUGACAAUCACCCAGACCCUGCGUUUGGGAUCGCCCGAGGUGACGUGCUGAAAGACGUAAUGUUGGGAAAGGACGAUAAAGCCUGGGCCAUGUAUGUGGACAACAACCGCUCCUGGUUCAUGCACAACAACUCCCAUACCAACAGAACGGAUGGAGGGAUUGGUAAGGGAGCAACUGUGGGUGUUCUGUUGGAUUUCACCCGGGGGAUUCUGUUGUUUCUUAUCAAUGAUGAGCAACAAGGUCCUGUGGCUUUCGACUCAUUGGAAGGUCUUUAUUACCCUGCCAUCAGCCUCAACCGCAACGUUCAGGUGACUCUUCACACUGGACUGCCCAUUCCAGAUUUCUACACACUUGGAGAGUCAGAUCCUUCAGGCUCCGUCUGCUGAAGACCAACAUACCAACACACACACAUACACACACAUACACACACACACACACACACACAUUGAUGGAUAAGAUUUACACUGAUAUUCAGUUCUCAGCCUUUAUGUGAAAUUCUGGGUUGGUUUAGGAGUUCAGUGCUUUUUAAUAAGCUUAGCUGCUAGUUACAGCUGUUCAAAUUAAUUUACUUUACUUUAUGGCAAGCAGAGGCAGCAGGAGAGCAGAAAACUACUGUACAUUUCUAUUUGUAAUCCCAAAAAGCCAGAGAUUUUAGGUGUAGUUUUGAGAGUAUUAGACUAUAUGUUGAAAUACUGAAAAAAAAAUGUUGAUUUUCUCCCUCCCACAAAACACUGCCAUUAUGCUACAAGGUUCAGGCUUGCGUCUCAUUCCUUCUUCUCUAAUUACUUCAUUUAAUCAUUGGUCAGUUCAUCAGAUAGAAGAGGAAAAUCAGCAUGGUGCCAUGCAUGUAAUUUCAUAACAAUAUGCACAACUAAAUUUAUAUGAAAGGGCACAGUGAGUAGCAUUGCCACCUUGUAGCUCCAGUGUCCCUGGUUCGAACCUGAGCUUGGGUUUUUGUCUGUGUGGGGUUUUGCAUGUUCUGAGGUUUCCUGCACCUCCCCAAAACAUGCCAGUAGGUCGAUUGGCUACUCUAAAAUACCCAAGGUAUGUGUACAUUGUGCCCUGGCAUCCCAUCCAGGGCGUGUUUCUGCCUCGUACCUGGGAGAUACACCGUGGCCCACGGUUACUGAAGAUGAAUGAAUUAAUGAAUUUAUAUGAAAAGUUGCAACUGCCCCCUGCUGGUCAAGGUUAGAGCUAGUAGCAUUUCUACAUUUUCUUAUAACUUCAUUAAUAUGAUCAACUACAUCACCCUCACUACAAAUGUGUACAAAUUUUCCAGGUUCAGAAAAUGUUAUUUUAGAAAUAACAGCCCAAAUAUUGUGAUAACUACUAACAGCAAAGAAUAAUAUUCCUUAUGUUUAUUAUUAUAUUAUUAUUAUUAUUAUUAUUAUUAUAGUUGGUGCUAAAACAUUAAAACAUGUGGCUCUGGUCCGAUAAGCCUAUAAACUACAGAGUCCAGGCAGAUUUUAUACUUAUUAUUAUUACUGAUCAUAUCUUACUGAUCUGUGCAAAGUGAAUAUGUGCAGAGAUAAAUUAUGAAUCUGUAGAGGUUAUACAAUGCAGUUUAUCAUUAUAAUUGGACUAUGUGCAGUUGGUUCAGUAUAAUGUGUUAAAUGGAAAUUUUCACACAAUGACUGAAAUGUCUGUGUGGCCUUUACUGUGCUUUCUUUUUUGUAGAAAGCUGAGAAAUUUUAGGACAUUUUGUCCUCACAUAUUACAAACUCACACUACACAUACUGCACCCUAUUUACCAAUAAAUGCCAAUGCCAAAUUUUCAAUGACUGGAAAAUAAAAAUUUAAACUUUAUGGUAUAAACUAUAUUAUCACUUGACGCUGUACUGAAUCAUUCUCAUGGAGUUCAAUGAUGAGAGUGUCAGUAUAGUAAUUUAACAGUAAUGAAGAGACACUGGGCUGUCUCUCACUCGUAUACACACACGCGUACAGGCACACACACAUACAGGCACACACAUACAGGCACAGCAUGAACACUUACUCCACAACAGUCCCCCUUCUGGCCAACACACAUAUUCAGCAGCAGUACACACACAUACACAUUUCUCUCUCUCUCUGUCCCCUCCGUUUGUUACUGCCUCAGAGCUGUACAGGCAAAUCGCUAAUCUUUAUUGAAAAACUGGUGCUGCUUCUGUUUAUAUGUCUGAAAAUUACAGUACUAUAUAUAUAGAUAGAUAUAUAUAUAUUUGUGUUAUUACCUGCAAUAUAACAAAAAGCACAGCUUUAAAUCCAAAAAAAAAUAGUAAUUCAGAAACUGGCAAUAUGUUUUAUGUUCUAGAAGUGCUAGACUCCAUAGAGUGGAUGUUUGCGUGGCUCCAUGUCAUUAGAUGUGGGGGAUCCAGGCUGCUAAUGCAGUGGUGCAGUGAAAUAGCUGCCUUUAUUUGCAUCACCAGACAUGUGUAGCCUACUUUAAAAAUAAAUUCCUGAGCCUGUUUGUCAACUGACUAAUACAAGGAUACUCCUCGGACUGAUAACAUGUGGCUUUGUUGUGUUGUACGAAAAGAAUGAAAAAAAAAAAAAAAAAACUACAGAACUGCAUGAACACCUACAAUGCUGAAAUAAAUCUUACAGUGUUCAUUUGAGGUGAGAAGGGAGACAAAUAAACACUUACCGGAGUGUAUCAAACGCUGUAGGCCUUCAGUCAACACCAGUUUUGCUGUUUAAGGAGCCAAAAGUGUGGGUGUGGGUGACUGUACAGGGGAUCUUUAUUUUCUUUAUCAUAAAGUAAUCCCUAAUGUGAACAAUAACUUUAUUAUUAUUAUUAUUAUUAUUAUUAUUAUUAUUAUCUGGCGCUUGGUGCAUUCUGUAACCGUACAGUAUAUUCAAUAAAUGGGUUGAGUCAA